AUAAAAACCCUUUCGUCUUCAGUUUAGAUUUUUAGGGUUCAUCAUAUCACAAACCUUAACCUUUAUACUUCUCAAAUUGAAUCCUUAAACUCUUAAUCUUCAUCUAUCUCUACAUCUUCCAGUCUUUACUCAACCCUUCGAUAAUGGCUGGGUUAUAUAUCCGCUUCGAAUUUCUCCCAGUUCAUGUCAAACACCAGGCCCUUGCAUCUCAUUUCAAUUCACAGUUUUUCUGAACCGGAUUAGAUUUCAUCCACUCAUCGAAAAUGUCUUCCUCUGAUUUUUCUGUUGCUCAAGCGAGUCAUCUCAUUCCAUGCCCCCAUAUAUGAUAUAUGGGAUUCGCGAAACGUCAAGACAAACGAAUUUUGUGAUCCACGAUCGCAAGUUUGACCAUCUCUCUUGCAAACACAAACAUAGAACUCCCUGAUAUUUUUAAGGAAUUUCAAAAAAAAAUUCCUUACCAUAUAAUUAUGACACAACCAUAGUGUAAUAUUUGAUUUCGUUAACUUUCAGAUGUUGUUGGGCAAAUUUGGUCCGUCCAAGGGUGUGCCCUUAACAACGCUGCAGCAACAGCUCGAUUUGUGUACGGUGGUUGUUUACUUGUCCUUAUGGGACAAAGUUGCAGCAACGUUCAGGGGUCUUCUAAGCUCUGGCAAUAAAACCCAAUCUGUCAAUCCUAAAAUUAUUGAGGAACAUUCCUGCCAUCGAAGAGUUCACAAGCAGUUUGGGAGGUGCAGCAGCAGAGGUAUUCCAUGUAUUGAUACCAUGGAAGGGAUCAAAAAGAAAGAGCUUGUGUCAAUUGGAGAUUUAAACACGUUCAUCUCCAACUCUAGCGAUCAGCUGCAGAGAAACCAAAUGGAGAAAGAGAAGAAAACAAAAAACACUUUAGCAGCAACUAAAAAAAAACCUUCGCUUAAUCUAUGCCCUCCAAGCAACACAUGAACUUAAAUAGAAAGGAUGAAGAAACAUACAACUCGAGCUGCAAAGGCACUACAACGCUGUGGAGCCUGGUAUAUUGUACGGUCCACG
Messenger RNA from Brassica oleracea var. oleracea, 1026 nucleotides. RefSeq lists its product as uncharacterized. Bases 511 to 939 code for a protein of 142 amino acids. NCBI's taxonomy places the organism in Eukaryota, Viridiplantae, Streptophyta, Magnoliopsida, Brassicales, Brassicaceae. The transcript has 6 exons. The record is from RefSeq and is a predicted model, not a curated record.